AAACAGCUGAUAUUAAAGCUUCCCAGGGUUCUUCCUUUCGCUGCUAGGGUUUUUGCCAAGUAGAAAACGGGAACGCAUCCCCUGUCAUUUGAGCCGCCGCUCUCUUCAGUCUCAGAAGCCAGCUUGUGAAGAUGUAUACUUCAAGGAAGAAGAUCCAUAAGGAUAAGGAUGCCGAACCAACUGACUUUGAGGAGUCAGUUGCCCAGGCACUCUUUGAUUUGGAGAAUACCAACCAGGAGCUGAAGAGUGAGCUGAAGGAUCUCUACAUAAAUUCAGCAGUUCAAAUUGAUGUAUCUGGGAAUCGGAAGGCUGUUGUUAUUCAUGUCCCCUACAGGUUGAGGAAAGCUUUUCGCAAGAUUCAUGUUAGGCUUGUGAGGGAGCUUGAAAAGAAGUUUAGUGGGAAGGAUGUGAUUCUCCUUGCUACCAGGAGGAUAUUGAGGCCUCCAAAGAAAGGUUCAGCUGUUCAAAGGCCACGAAGUCGCACUUUGACUUCUGUUCAUGAGGCAAUGCUGGAGGAUGUUGUUUUACCUGCUGAGAUUGUUGGGAAGCGCAUUAGGUACCGACUUGAUGGAUCAAAGAUAAUGAAGGUAUUUUUGGACCCCAAGGAGCGAAACAACACAGAGUACAAGUUAGAGACCUUUGCUGCAGUUUACAGGAAGCUUUCAGGCAAGGAUGUCGUGUUUGAGUUUCCGGUAACAGAGGCAUAGGAAGUUUUUUCUGUGCAAUGCACCUCUUAUGUGUUUCUUUGUCCUCCAAAGAACUACUUUUCCGAUUGAAGUAUUUAAAAUUUUGACAUUUACAAGUUUCUAAGCAAACAGGAAGAUGUCAUGAUGGAUUUUGUUUGCCUUGGUGUAGGAUUCUAACGUUUUAAGGUGGUGUUAUUUGACUUUAUAUAGUUGGUUCAAAUUUAAAUAUGAAUCUGUAUCUUUGUUUUUUUAGUAGAAAACAGGAAUUUAUGAACCUGAAAACCAGUACAAU
Rubroshorea leprosula is the source of this 978-nucleotide messenger RNA. Lineage: Eukaryota; Viridiplantae; Streptophyta; Magnoliopsida; Malvales; Dipterocarpaceae. The record is from the annotation of a GenBank genome assembly.